AUGGUGACGAGCACCCAGCUGCAGUCGAGCGCGGCGAAGAGCAUCGCCGCCCACGCGAUCUCCGGCGCGGCAGGGGGUGCGCCUCUUCACACGAAUCCACCCGUCUACGGCCAGCGGGCGGCAAUGGAGGCCCCUGCCUUCUCCGGCGGGCAGCUGCUGCUGCUUUAUCAACGGAUCGCGGCCUGUGGUGGGCGGGUGCCGCCAAUGGUGGUGCUCGACGUCUGCUCCGCCCUCGACUGCGACGGUGCGGAGUCGGCGGAUUCGGGCGUCGGCGGGUCGCUGCGGGCGACCUCAGCGGAGCAGCAGCCCAUUAACGAGGGCGCCGUGGCAACAAGUGGAUGGGGGGCAACCGCAAAUUCCACCGCGACUUCGAUUCUCCCGCUAUUUUGCAUGCGGAAGUGCCUUCAGCGGUUUAUGCGAAAUGUGAGCCACGCGGCGCGCCAGCUCAAUGUCGGCUACGUAUCGGCCACGUAUGAGGAUCACUAUUGGGCACCUAGCUCUGGGGAUUCUUCCCGCAUUUCGACGCCUUAUGGGUCUAACAAAGGGGAAGGGGUCGUUGGUUUCACGAAGUCACAGACGAGGAGACCACUCCUAGAGCAACCGCUCGAGCUUCUCCUCUCUCGAAUAUGGGCGAGAGAGCUUCAAGCGCUCCAAGCCGAGCGCACGCACUGA
Molecule: messenger RNA, 672 nt
Organism: Phytomonas sp. EM1
Lineage: Eukaryota; Euglenozoa; Kinetoplastea; Trypanosomatida; Trypanosomatidae
Source: the annotation of a GenBank genome assembly